AUGUUAAGUGUGUUUUUAAGUGUUUGUAGCCUGAUCGUCGUCGGUUUGACUAAUGCGGCACCAGUGCGAAAUUCAAGUCUUGCCGCCGAGACGCAGUUUCCUUAUACAACUUCCUUGCAACUGAAUGGGACACAUGUGUGUGGCGCCGCUAUAAUAGCACCCGAGCUUAUGCUGACUGCAGCAUCGUGUGUCACCAGCAACAAUACGCUAGUUACCUUACCCGUUGGAAAUCUAAGCGUACGUGCGGGUUCCCUGCAACAUGCCUCAGGUGGGGUAGUGAGCCAAAUAACGCGUGUGAUUGUGCAUGAGGACUAUGCCGGCGAAGAGUCAAAUGAUCUGGCCAUGCUGAAGCUAGCCGAGCCGCUGCUCUACUCACCCAGCAUAGCACCCAUCGCAAUAACCAAUGUGGACAUCACUGCGAACACAACGCUGACCAUAAGCGGCUGGGUUAAUGCCACUUCGCUGCAUUGGGACACUGGGCUGGGACAUGCGCAUGAGCACAGCAAGACCAUCAUAUACUUGGACUCAAGUGGGCGAGCAGGCGAGCCUGGCGCUCCGGCUGUUUGGCAGCAGAAACUUUUGGGCAUUGGCAGUCGGCACUCUGAUGCUUAUGCCAAUAUAUAUUAUCAUCGUGAAUGGAUUUAUAGAAAUGCGCGUGCUGCUAUGUUUACCUAA
Drosophila busckii is the source of this 675-nucleotide messenger RNA. RefSeq names its product trypsin alpha. Gene Ontology annotation, molecular function: serine-type endopeptidase activity. Gene Ontology annotation, biological process: proteolysis. The record is from RefSeq and is a predicted model, not a curated record. The coding region runs from base 1 to 675 and encodes 224 amino acids. The transcript is spliced from 2 exons. Lineage: Eukaryota; Metazoa; Arthropoda; Insecta; Diptera; Drosophilidae.